UGUGAUACUAAUGAGCGCAACCGCAUAUUCGAUCGGCUAGUUGAAAAUUCCAACAUGCUCAACAGUUGGUUUGGCGCAGAUAGAUUGCAGAUUUCUACCCUUACAAAUGCUCCAAUUAAUUUUAAGGGCUCUAAUGAAAUAUCAGUCGCCACAAAAUCUUAUGGAUCUAAUAUUGCUCGAUUUCAGCUGCCAGAAACAGUUCAAAUUACAUUAUAUGAUGAUGGAAUCUGUUUGGCUUCGGGUCCUUUUCGACCCUUUAUUGAUCCAUUAACUCUCACUUUUGUUCAGGACAUUUUAGAUGGCUACUAUCCAUCUGAAUUUAAGCAGUCAUAUCCGGAUGGUGUACUUAUCGAAUUUAUUGAUAAGCGUGAUGUAUCUUUUCUGGAAAGCCAUCGACAAGCCACGAAGUCUUUUAAUGGCUCCGGAUAUCUUCUCGGAAGUUGUCAGCAAGGGAAACCCUCUUCAAACCCUCUUUACGAAAGCUCAAUAAAAAGGCAAAUAGUUCCUGUCAAGGAAUAA
Protopolystoma xenopodis is the source of this 519-nucleotide messenger RNA. The record is from the annotation of a GenBank genome assembly. Lineage: Eukaryota; Metazoa; Platyhelminthes; Monogenea; Polystomatidea; Polystomatidae.